AUAGUUAUUUUUAUUGUUGUUGACCAGUCAGAGAGCUGGAGAGAGAGCGCGGCGUUGUAUGAGCAAUAAAGUUGGAGUUAAACAUGACGCUCGUGCCUUGAAUAGCUCCCGCUGUGCAGGCACUUACAACUACUGCCUUCUGCAACAACGAAGAUCGUAAGCUGAUCGAUGGUGAUCAGCGGCGAGUGAUGCACGAUCGUGUUGAAAGAUAGCGUGCACGAGCUCCAUGUAUGCGGUGGUAUCGGGCUGGAGUGGUCGCUUCUUCAAGUAGCGCACGCGACGAUUGGUCGUCGCACUUGUCGGACGGGCCCACACAGCGCAUUGGACCAACGAAUGGGAAGUGAGCGUGCGCGCGAGUACAAUUGUUGGCGAGAGCGAAUUUGUAUUUUGUGGGGGAGCUCCAAUAAAAAGUCAACUUAUCGUGCGCUCACGAUCAUUUUUGCUAUCAACGCGCACAAGUUAAGUUCGUAAAAAGUACGGUGAAAAGUUAAGAAAGCGGGUAAAAAGGUUAAAGCAGGUGAAAAGUUCUAAGAAGUCUUUAAGCAGAAAAGUGAUAUUUUAAAAGUGAAGCCCAUAACAAAAACAAAAAACAUUGAUAUUAAAAGAUCUAUUUCGAUCAGUGUUUAUCAAGUGAAGUUUAAAAAAAAUAUAAAUAAAUAACAGUGUUUUAUAAUAUCGUGUUCCACAGUGACUAUAUGCAUGAGUUAUCACACGAAAAUGGCGCCAAAUCAUCAUCCGCAUCAUUUUAUGUUGCACGGCUUACCGCUGGAACCAGUCUCGCGCACAUACCAAUAUCGGAAAAUCAUGAAACCGAUGCUGGAGCGUAAACGGCGUGCACGCAUCAAUAAAUGUUUGGAUGAAUUGAAGGAUUUAAUGACCAGCACUUUGCAAGCGGAUGGCGAAAAUCUCUCCAAAUUGGAGAAAGCUGACAUCUUGGAGCUCACAGUGCGACAUCUACAUCGGUUGCGCGAGACAAACGGACUCUUUGUACGACACAGCGACACAUUGAAUAUGGAGAAAUUCUGGGCCGGCUUUCAACACUGCGCCGUGGAAGUCUCACAUUUCCUGCAAAAAUAUGAUCAACAAAACAAACAUGCAAAUGGCGAUUUAAUUAAAUAUAUUGCGAGCUAUGUGCCGAAUAUGGCAGCGGCAGUAGCUGCCGCCGCAACCACGGCCAAUGCAACAACCACUCCGGCAACCGCACACAUGCCGCAGUCAGUUGCGGGCAUACCAACCGCCGGCUGCCGCAUGACCAAUCACCUAAAUGAGCAUUACCAAAAAUUCGGCACAACGCUGCAUCAGCAUCCAGCGGAAGCUGCCGCGGCAUUAAGCAAAAUAGCGGCUACCACAGCAGCGGCACCACAGCCACCACUAGCAGCGACAGCAGCACACCAUCGACACCAACAAAUGCAAAUAUCCGCUUCGGCGGUUUCCAACUUUGAACGGAUUUGGGAGGCGGCAGCGCGUGCGGCAGCCAACGGCAAGCAGCGAAUGCAUCCCUACACCCGCAGGGCAUUGCAUAAUCACAGCAAUAAUGUUGGUGGCGCUGCCGCCAUGGCAGACGAUGAGAGUGAUGAAGGCGGCGAUUGUGGCGAUGUUGAUUUUCCAGCGAGCGACGGCCUUGUUUGGCGACCUUGGUGAAGCUUGUGCGAUGUGUGUGCAACAACAAUUUGCGUUCUGUUUUGGUCGCAGCACGUUGUAAGCGGUUAAUUUUACCUUUUACCAUUUAAUCAGCGCAUGCUUAAUGGCAUGUAAUGCCCGCAAAGUCUGUAUAUAUAUGAGUUCGUGUAUGAGCGCGAGUAUUUCAAAGGACCACAGCAGCGAAGUUCUAUAUUUGUAUAUUCAAAUUUGUUGUGUAACAACUGCAUGGUUAAAGCUUUAUUUAUUUAUAUGCGGUAUGCUACAUACAUACAUACAUAGAUGUACGUGCGAAUAAUUCCAGUUAAUAUAUAUUAUUAAUAAUGAUAAUGUUUUGCAGCUGUAUACAAAUACAAAUACAAAUCUAAUAAAUGCAUACACAUUUAAUAUUUACCUUGGGUAAUUGCAUUUGCCUUAAUGAAUUUCAAAUUUUGCAUAAGCUGAUUGUCGGUGUGUGUGUGUAUGUGUUGGUGUGGCAUAUGUGUUUGUGCUUUCUAUUUACGUAAUUAUAAAAUGCAAAUCAUAAAUUAAUAUUAUUACGCAAUAAUUGCGCUGGCAAGCUCAAUUUUGGGGCCAUUAGCUCGCCCUGAUUUUUUUUUUGGGCUAAAUAUAGUUGAGUAAGUGGAUUA
Bactrocera dorsalis (oriental fruit fly) is the source of this 2267-nucleotide messenger RNA. Its product is annotated as enhancer of split mgamma protein. The transcript has 2 exons. Gene Ontology annotation, cellular component: nucleus. Gene Ontology annotation, molecular function: RNA polymerase II cis-regulatory region sequence-specific DNA binding; protein dimerization activity; DNA-binding transcription factor activity, RNA polymerase II-specific. NCBI's taxonomy places the organism in Eukaryota, Metazoa, Arthropoda, Insecta, Diptera, Tephritidae. The record is from RefSeq and is a predicted model, not a curated record. Bases 700 to 1641 code for a protein of 313 amino acids. Gene Ontology annotation, biological process: regulation of transcription by RNA polymerase II; anterior/posterior pattern specification; regulation of neurogenesis.